Molecule: messenger RNA, 386 nt
Organism: Cyanistes caeruleus (blue tit)
Lineage: Eukaryota; Metazoa; Chordata; Aves; Passeriformes; Paridae
Source: RefSeq, a predicted model, not a curated record
UUCCCCAGGUUUUCCGUAGGAUUCCCACCAUGAGCGGCCUCGGCGACGGCUCCGCGGAUCCGGCCCUUCCCGAAUCCCGCAAGCGCAAAGGAUCCCCCUGCGACCCCGGCCAGAGCGCGGAGAAGCGGCGGCGCGAGCAGGAGCAGCGGUACCUGGCGGAGCUGGCGGAGCUGCUGUCGGCGAACCUCGGCGACAUCGACUCGCUGAGCGUCAAACCCGACCAGUGCCAGAUCCUGAAGAAAACCGUGGAUCAGAUCCAGCAGAUGAAACGGCUGGAGCAGGAGAAAUCCGCCGACGACGACGUGCAGAAAUCCGACGUCUCCUCCAGCAGCCAGGGCGGCGUCAUCGAGAAGGAAUCGCUGGGGCCUCUCCUGCUCGAGCCAUGA